AGGGACCUAAAAGAAAAGGAAUAGAAGAAAGAAAUCAUCCACUUGCUUGCGAGUUGGAUAAAAAAAGAUUCGAUUUUGUUCCCUUUCCUUCUUCUUUUCCUCGAUUUGCUAAGAAACCCUAGACCCACCGGGAUCUUCCUCCGAUUUCCCCAUUCUCCCUUCAGCCUCCUGUGAUGGAAGCUUAGCCUCUGUCUCUCUGUUCAAAGCGAUUUAUCUCCGCGACGGUGUUCAUCCCAGAUCGAUGGCUUCUAACGCCGGUAAGCCCUUCUGGAUGAAACACGCCGAAGACGCCAAAAUCAAAGACGAAGGAGAGAAAGACGCCGCCGCGAAAGCAGCUUUCGACGCCACUUUCGAUCAACCUACGCCCUUGAUUGAGCCUCCUCCAUCCUCCACCGUACCGGAGUCUUCACCAGAUUCCGACAGCGAUUCGGAGGAUGAAUCUGAUUACUUAUCGAGGAAACCAAUCGGUCCUGUGGAUCCGAGUAAGUCCACGGCUUCUGGUGCUGGGGUAGGUGGAGGAACCGCCUGUGCACCGUCAACGUUUAUAGUCGUAACAAAGGACUCUGAUGGAAGGAGAGUUCCUAAUGGUGGAGCUUUAAUUAGGGUUAAAGUGUCUCCUGGUGUAGGUGUUGGUGGUACGGAUCAAGAAGGUGUGGUGAAAGAUGUUGGAGAUGGGAGUUAUGCUGUUACCUAUGUUGUGCCUAAGAGAGGUAACUAUAUGGUGAGCAUUGAGUGUAAUGGUGUUGCUAUCAUGGGAAGUCCUUUCCCUGUCUUCUUUAGUCAAGGGUCUUCUUCUACCGGAAUUAUUGGUUCUGCUCCAGCUUCAUACUCAAACCUUAUCAAUCAGACUAUGCCCAACAUGCCGAACUACACUGGCUCUGUUUCGGGUGCUUUCCCCGGGAUGUUAGGGAUGGUUCCAGGCGUUUCCCAUGGUCCUUCUGGUGGUGUGAUAUUGCCUGGUGUUGGAGCUUCUCUUGGGGAGGUUUGUCGAGAAUAUCUUAAUGGUAGGUGUGCAAGCACUGUGUGUAAGUUGAAUCACCCUCCACAGAAUUUGCUGAUGACUGCUAUAGCUGCAACAACUAGCAUGGGUAAUUUAAGUCAGGUACCUAUGGCGCCUUCCGCUGCUGCAAUGGCUGCUGCUCAGGCUAUUGUCGCCGCACAAACCCUUCAAGCCCAUGCUUCUCAGAUGCAAGCACAGGCUCGAUCAAACAAAGGCUCUUUAGGUUCCCCGGAAAAAGAAGUGAAGGGGGAAGCGUUGAAGAAAUUUCUCCAAGUUAGCAACUUGAGUCCACUGCUUACAACUGAACAGCUUAAGCAGCUAUUUAGCUUUUGUGGCACAGUAGUUAACUGUACUAUAACUGAUUCAAAGGAUCUUGCUUAUAUAGAGUACGGAAAGACCGAAGAAGCAACCGCUGCUUUGGCGUUAAAUAAUAUGGAAGUUUGUGGUAGGCCUUUGAAUGUUGAGAUUGCGAAAUCGCUUCCUCAGAAACCAUCUUCCGAUAACUCUUCUUCAUCCUCACUACCAAUGAUGAUGCAACAGGCCGUCGCAAUGCAGCAGAUGCAGUUCCAACAGGCUAUACUGAUGCAACAAGCCAUGGCUACUCAGCAGGCGGCGAAUAGGGCAGCCACCAUGAAGUCUGCUACGGAGCUUGCGGCAGCUAGAGCUGCAGAGAUAAGCAGGAAACUGAAUCCUGAUGGAGUUGUAACUGACGAGAAAGAAGACGGCCAGAAACCUAGGUCACCUUCUAACUCUCCUGCCAGGUCUAGAUCGAAGUCAAAAUCACCAAUUAGUUACAGGCGAAGGCGGAGAUCUCCUACUUAUUCACCACCCUUUCGUCGCCCUCGAAGUCAUAGGUCAAGAUCACCCUUAAGAUAUCAUCGGCGAUCAACCUAUGAGGAGAGAAGGCGGUCAUAUAGAGAUUCUAGGGAUAUUUCUGAAAGUAGAAGAUACGGUAGAUCAGAUGAACACCAUUCAUCUAGGUCAAGGAGAAGUAGGAGUGUAAGCCCCAAGAAGAGAAAAUCCCAGCAGGAUGAUUCAGAGCUGUCAAGACAUCGACGUGAUAGCUCAUCUCGUGGGGGUAAGAAAUCAUCUCGUGCUGGUUCACGAUCGCCUAGGCGAGAUAAGGAAACUAAGUCAACUCCAAGAGAUGAUGAAGAUACCAAACACAAACAUAGAACACGUUCAAGAUCUAGGUCAGUGGAAGAUUCUCAAGAUAAGAAGGGUGAAGCAAAAGAUGAGGAACUGAAACAUCGCAGGAACCGGUCAAGGUCAAGAUCUCCUGAAGAUCAGAAAAGAACUAGAGACGCAGCCCAAAGUUCUGAUGAUACUAAACGGAAACACAGGGAGAGGUCCAGGUCUAAAUCAUUGGAAAUCGACAAUGGCUCUCAUGAGAAUGUUGAUGGUGCUGAAGACAAUAUGAAGGAGGAGAGGAGGGGAAGGUCUAGGUCUAGAUCAUUGGAAACUAAAUACAGGUCUUCUAGGAACAAUGAGGUGGAUGAAGAUAAAAACAGAGGAUCACGUAGAAGGAGAUCCAGGUCAAAAUCAGUGGAAGGUAAGCGUAGUCAUCAUACCAAGGAGACUCGGAGCAGGGACAGAAAGUCUAAGCGUCGUAGUGGAAGAAGGUCGAGGUCAGUGUCUUCUGAGGGUAGGCAUAGGAGAGAGAGAAGGUCAUCCCCUGAUGAAAAGAAAUCAUCAGGACUUAAGGGACACUCGAGGUCGAGAUCGAGAGAGAAGAGGAACAGUUCAAGAGACAAAAGAUCAAAACGUCAUGAAAGAUUGCGGUCAGCUUCUCCUGGUGACAACAAAGGACGAGUCGAUAGAUCCUCUCCGGUAAAAGAGCAAAGAUGGAGGAAGAUGGAGAUGAGAAACGAGUCUGUGACGGCUUCAUAAUGACAUUUGACCGCUGCAAAGAGUGUAUAUGGUGGACUCCAUAUACAGCCGAGCGUCUCACGAGUCGUCACAGUAUUGUGCUUCCACGUUGGCUAAAUCAGAAUGAUGAAAACAUGUAAAAUCAUAAAUGAUCUAGACGAAACCUGAGACAUCCAUUGAAGAUAUGCUUUUUUGAAUUGCCGAGUACUGAAAACCCAUCAGAUACAUGAUUGAACCCGUAUGAUCUACUCUUUGCUCUAUAUGGCCUAGCUAAUAAAAUUGAAGAUAUACAAUCUGGAUGGAAACUCAGUAGGAAUAAUGAUUGAUAAUACAAUUCAAACAACAAUUUUAUCAAAAGAAAAAAAAAAAUUCAAACAACAAACAUCACACAGAAGUGUUAUGUCCUGUUUGAGUGUGCAGAGAAUACUUACUGGUUUCAUUUGGCUAUGCUUUUCUCCUUCACGUGUUGGUUGUCAAGGAUUUUAAUUGCGAGGUCUCCUGGUUAGGGAAUGGUCAUCCCAGUGCUUGGACGGCCUCUUGGUUUUUUCUGUUUGUAAGACCUGAAGAACUCGUUUCAGAUUUGUCUCCAUCGCAGCCUGUGUUUGUUCAUAUUUGAAUAAAGCUUGGCUGUUUUGUGGGUGUGUUUGGUCUCUAGUCUAGCGGUCCGUGCGUGUUGGAUUCAGAUUAGGAGGUCACUAGCGAGCUGUUGUUGGACGGACCUUAUCUUAAAAGACCUGUUCAUCGGGUACACUUCACUGCGGUUCAUCUUUUUGUGGCAAGCGACUUGUAUGACUCUGUUGGAUCCAUUGUGUUGGCUGGUUAGCUAGUUGUAUCUUCCCCUGCUUAUUUCAGUUAAUGCUUCUGUUUCUUGUUUUCUCUGUAAUUCUGUCAAAAACUAAAAUUGGUAAUAAAAUCUUAACAUUU
Messenger RNA from Eruca vesicaria subsp. sativa (arugula), 3793 nucleotides. The record is from the annotation of a GenBank genome assembly. Lineage: Eukaryota; Viridiplantae; Streptophyta; Magnoliopsida; Brassicales; Brassicaceae.